CAAUAAACCCACAAUAUCUAAUUGUCCCUUCUCUUCUCUCUAUCACACACUACUAUCACAUUAUGGCUUGCUCCACUAGAAGCUCCCUCUUCUUCUUCUUCACUACACUUAUUCUUCUCUCCACUCAAAUCCACGCAAGAGAUAGCUACUUCUUUGGGAAGUUCCACAGAGACUCUCCCAAAGACCAAAACCCUAACAAUGUUCUCCCUCUCGAGACAAGCGAGAAAACAACGGUAGAUGAAUCCAUCCCCAACAAGAAAGAGCAAGAACAAGAUCCUACCUUUGUCUCCGAGUCCGGGAACGGCUAUGGCUUGUAUGGUCACGAGAGUACUACCUACAACGACAACAAAGAAGAGUUCAACAGCAACAACAAGUACGACGACAAAGUCAACGGCGAGACUUUCUCCACUCCAAGCCUGAGCGAGACUGAGGAGUCUUUCAACAACUAUGACGAAAAGUACCCCAAGAAGACAGAGAGCUACGGCAGUAACGGUUACAGCAACGAAGAGUUCAACAACAAUAACAAGUACGAUGCAAACUUCAAGGAAGAGUUCAACACCAACAACAACUACGAUGAAAACCCCAAGGAAGAGUUCAACAACAAGUACGCCAAGGAAGAGUUCAACAACAACAACAACAACUACAAGUACGAUGAAGACGUCAAGGAAGAGCCUUUCUCUCAGAACAAUGGAGACAACAAGGGAAGCCUCUACAACUCCAACGCUUACGGGACAGAGCUAGAACGUGAAACGCCGUACAAAGGUUACAGCCACAAUUUGGAGAGACAAGGCAUGAGUGACACAAGGUUCAUGGAGAAAGGUAGCUACUACUACGACCUUUACAACGACAGAAACCACGGCCAUCACUACAGGAAGUCUCACAGCAAAAGCCCCGCCGGUUUCUAUUCAUCUCCGACGACAGAGACUAACUACGACCAGCAAUCGUAUUCGUACGGAAACAACAACAACAACAACAACGGGGAGAAUAGCUUUAAGGAUCCAUACAACUCCAAGUGGGAGAACGAACAGCCUGAAGAGUUUGUUGAGGAGCAAGGCACAAAUCAGUUCAAGCCUUGAUGAAGAUUGUUAUUUGAUUUCAUCUCAAGACUACUCUACACUCUUCAUUAAAAUCACUUUCUUUUUAUUUUCAACUAAGUUAUAUUACUACUACUUAUCGUUGUUUAGUCAAACUAAAUCGUUGUUAUCAUUGCAACAAAUUUAAAAAGUGAAAGGGGUUUGUGUUUUUUUUUUUUUUUUUAAAGUUGAGGUGGGUUUGCUUUUUUAUGGGGUUUUGAACUUCGAUGUUUGCGUUUUGCAUAUAUUAUUCGAUGAAAAGAAAGAUAGUUUAUAUAUUACUUACUUUAUGUUA
Capsella rubella is the source of this 1368-nucleotide messenger RNA. RefSeq names its product protein E6. NCBI's taxonomy places the organism in Eukaryota, Viridiplantae, Streptophyta, Magnoliopsida, Brassicales, Brassicaceae. The coding region runs from base 63 to 1076 and encodes 337 amino acids. The record is from RefSeq and is a predicted model, not a curated record. The transcript has a single exon.